Messenger RNA from Cannabis sativa, 1141 nucleotides. RefSeq lists its product as uncharacterized. The transcript has a single exon. The coding region runs from base 353 to 940 and encodes 195 amino acids. The record is from RefSeq and is a predicted model, not a curated record. Lineage: Eukaryota; Viridiplantae; Streptophyta; Magnoliopsida; Rosales; Cannabaceae.
UGUCCUUAACUAAUCAUAAAUAUAUUUGUUUUGUUUAAUAUUAUAAGAAAUAAAAGGGAUAAAUUUAUACAUAUAUUCGAAUCUACUAACUUUGGCGAUCAGCAUUUCGGCAUCUUGGCUCUCGAUUCCCGGCAUCUCUAUUCGGAUCCUAAAUCCCACUUGUUUGAUCCAACGGCUCACAUUUUCUCUCACUUUCUCUUCCUUCACCUCAAUAAAUAACCCAACUGCUCCACCAAAAUAAAAACAACAACGAACAAAAAAUAAUUCUCAACCAUAAAUUAGAAAAAGUAUUUUUCUGUUUCUCUCUCAAAAAUAAUCUCACUAGACAAAACACAGAGAGAGAAAGAGAAAAAUGAACGUCUUGGAUUCCCCUCUCGAAGCUCUUGUUUUCAAUUACGUCAGCUUUGGUUUCUUCACCUUCGUUAAUAAUCUAUGGACGUGGGUCGCCGUCUUAACGGCCGCCGUUAGCUUCUGGAAAAUCAGAGCCACCGCCGUAGACGGACCACCAGGAGUAUCUCCUUCGUGUGAUGAUCGGUGCUCAAUCACUCCGUCUGCGCCGCCACCAACUGAGCCGGCUUCGGCUUUGGCUUCUGCUUCUGUUUCUGGACACGUGGCGGAAGAUAAUGGAGCUGAUAACGUAGUUCUGACAAAGGGACGGAAAUUCAGUUUGUAUUACGAGAUUAAUAACGGCGAGCUGACGGAGAGUGACGGCGGAGUCGAGACGGUGGUGGUUGAGGAGUAUUGUGGCGACGAUAACUGCGGUGUUGGUGGUUGGUGGGAGAGAUCAAUGUUGAAGAGGAGAUUGGAUGAGAAGAGUUGGUACCGUUACCAGGAUUUGACGGAGCUUAACGGCAAUGUGGUUCGGUUAUGGGAUGAUGAUUAUUGUAGAAUAAGUAGUAGCAGCAGCCUAAUAAGGAAAACUGCAACGACGCCGUAUUAAUUAUUAGGAGUAACUGGAAACGCUGCGUUUCAUUCAGGGUAGUUGUUAUGUAGUACAGGCAGAAGAGGAGAAGAAGGGUAAUCAAUCAAUAAAAGUCGCUAAAUUAAAUUGUAAAUAUUUGUUAUGAAAAAAUUGAUGGAUUAAUGUUAUAUAUCCGUUAAUAUAUUAAUCCAAUGCAAAGGGUUGGAUUUUUUUGGGUUA